CCCGUCUGUAAGGCCGCCCGCCCGCUCACCAUUCUUUGAUGUUGUUGUUUCGAGAUUGCGAAUCCGCUUUUUGCUAAAGCUUUCCCGUUUGAUGUGCUUGUCAUGCGCGUUGAAUGCUGACUUUCGUCUAUCCCUUGACGGCCCCCCCAACGCCUAGCGAUGAUCCAGCAAACGAAGAUCACGGAACUUUCGCCUCUCACAGCGCUUCAUGCAGCCAUGCCUACCAAGCUGAGAAGACUGCUCCCAUGCUUCGCUAAAAGCAAAUCAAGGAAAGACGACGACGACGAAGGAAUCGAAAUCACGCGGCUAAGCAGCACAAUUACCUCUCCAAACCCAGCACACCAACAACCUACCUCCUCUCCCUCCACAAACGGAGCAGUCCAAACCCCGUCAACACCAGCCCAAACAACAUGGCCCUACCGUGGCUGCCUCAAACCUCCCUCUCCUCCACCUAACACCAACACCAGUACGGACAACGACACCGACAUCGAUACCAUCCACCCCGUCCGACCCAAACCGAGCUACAGCAAUAUCAAACUCGCCACCCAGGAUCGGAAGAAGUUGUUUGAGAUGCUAAGAGAUCCGGAGAAGGCGCCUGCGAGGAAGGCUAGUCAUGGUGUUUUGGCUGCUAAGGAAAGGGGGAGGGGUGUUGGGGGUGAGGACGGGGAGGCGGAGUGGGCUGAGAUUGUUCAGGGGAAGGAUGGGGGUACGUCGGUGGUUGGUGAUGGUGGAAGGGCGGAUGAGGUUGUUGGUGGGUCUGAGAGGCCCGACGGCUCUCUGGCUGCCGUGGAGGGUGCGAAUGAGGCAAAGGUUGUGUGCGAACGGCCUUCGGUGAGAGUUGUAUGAAUUUCUUGACGGAUAGCUGGCUGGACAUCACCGUGAACGAGGGAGCAAGUACUACUUCCAGCCCUGAAGCUAUGCACAGAGAGGAUUCAAGCGCCGUCCUGCAUCGAGCCUUGAGUAUUCGCUCACUCUUCUUCCCACGAGCAGCACAUUGAAUAGGUAAGCCGCUUCCACAUAAUCACAC
This is a messenger RNA of Neohortaea acidophila, 1027 nucleotides long. RefSeq lists its product as uncharacterized. The record is from RefSeq and is a predicted model, not a curated record. Lineage: Eukaryota; Fungi; Ascomycota; Dothideomycetes; Mycosphaerellales; Teratosphaeriaceae. Bases 160 to 846 code for a protein of 228 amino acids. The transcript has 2 exons.